Notothenia coriiceps (black rockcod) is the source of this 467-nucleotide messenger RNA. Its product is annotated as stabilin-2-like. The transcript has 4 exons. The annotation marks the transcript as partial. The record is from RefSeq and is a predicted model, not a curated record. NCBI's taxonomy places the organism in Eukaryota, Metazoa, Chordata, Actinopteri, Perciformes, Nototheniidae.
GGUCUCUCUCCUGGUCCCUGCAGAACCUGGGUCCAUUCACCCUGUUUGUCCCGAUCAAUAAAGGCUUCAGGGGGGUUUCGGUGCGGACUCUGACGGCGGACCGGUCUAAGGCUCAGUACCUGAGCAAGAUGCACCUGGUGGCCGGAGUCCUGCCCUUCGACACGCUGAAGAGAACCGAUGUCUUCUACACCGUGACGGGAAAGAUGGGGGAGAUGGACACCAGUGAGGGGGACCUGCAGACGAAGAUCCGUCUCCACGGCAGCAGGAAGAAGGCAGUGAUCCUUCAGUCGGACUUGGUGGCGUCUAACGGGAUGAUCCACAUCAUCAACAAGCUGAUGGACAGCGUGGCGCCGACUGUGGAAAGCAACCCUCAGGAGAACCUGUUGAAGAUUGUCUCUGACUACGGGAAGUUCGACACGUUCAAGUCCCUGUUAGAGGUUUGUACCUAGUCUCUCUUGACUCGGUCU